GGCUCCGAUCAGGCGUGUAGGACAUUUGGUCCCACACGUCAGAGAACCAUGGUUAGUUUUGGGAGCCCGGGCCUCACCCAUAAACCCUUUUCGAAGGUGCCCUUUUUCGAAACCCUCUUGGCUCUUUUCCAUCUCGCUAUAAACCCUUCACGCCCCGGCGUCCGCGGCUCGCUCCUGUUCGCGCCGCCGACUCGCCUCGCGUCGCCUCACUAGGGUUUGCAGUUCCCGUCGCGGGCGAAGGCGGCGUCGUCUCGUGGCGGCGCCGUCUCCGUGUGCCUUCCCGCUCCCAAGCAAUGGCCUUGGAAGAUGGGAGCCCAGCUACUUUUACUCCACAAGUGAUUGCUAAUGCAUUUGUCAAACAAUACUAUCAAACUCUUCGAUAUGCCAGAGAGGAUGCCUAUAAAUUCUAUAAUGACAAAAGUAUUCUUGGUCGAACAGAUUCUAAUGGGAAAAUGAUUUGUGUAACCACAAUUGAUGAUAUCAAGGAGCAACUUGUGUCUACAGAUUGUGCUGACUGUUUGAUAGAGAUCGAGACUGUUGAUGCACAGCCAUCCCAUGUGGAUGGUGUGAUCAUUUUGGUUGCUGGAUAUUUUACAACGGCUGUUGUGAAACAGAAGUUUAUACAAUCAUUUUUUCUCGCUCCACAGGAAAAUAGUGGCUAUUAUGUUUUGAAUGAUACAUUCAGACUUACUGGGAUUUCAUUCGAGGUGAAGGUAGUUGCAGCUAACCAUGAUAACAAAAGCACACAAAUUACCACCCUGCCCAAUGAGCCAGAAAUAGAUUCAUUUAAGGAGAGUGAAGUGCCAGGUGUACCACCUGCAGGAAACAUUCUCGUCAAUGAUGGAGUUAUCAGCACCUCUGCAAAUGUUGUUUCUCCAGUUAAGAAUGACCCUGUUGUUGAGACAUGUGUGAAAGUGGUUAACGAGGAUGUUGUGAAGAUACCUGUAGCCGCUCCAGCUUCAACUCCUGUUACAGCUGAGGAAGUUGUUAACAAGGAUUUUGUGAAGAUUCCUGAGUCUGCUCCGGCUCUCCCUUCAUCAGUUGAGAAGGCUGCUCCAGCACCUCCCGCAUCAGUUGAGAAGGCUGCUGCAGCACCUCCCGCAUCAGUUGAGAAAGGUGCUCCAGCUCCUCGCACACCAGUUGAGAAGGCUGAUCCAGCUCCUAGUGCACCUGUUGAGAAAGGUGCUCCAGCUCUUCGCGCACCAGUUGAGAAGGCUGAUCCAGCUCCUCGUGCACCAGUUGAGAAGGAAGUAACUAGGAAGACUUAUGCAUCAGUUGUUAAAAUCCCGAGGGAGGACACACAGCCUGCCCCAGCUGCCAGACCCUCCAAGCCCAACCUAAAUAUAAAGAUGGUUCAAAAUACGGAGAAAAAUGUGUCCUCACCAUCGAAACCUGCUCAUGCUACUGUUAAUGCCCUACCGGGCGAUAAGGGUGUUCCUAAAAACAAAUCACCUGAUGCACUACUUUGUUUUGCAGAGCCAGGGUACUCAAUUUUUGUUAAGAAUUUACCUUUUGAAGCAACUGUUGAAAUGGUCGAACAAGAGUUCAGCAAGUUUGGUGCUAUUAAAUCUGGUGGUGUACAAGUCAAAUGCCAGCCUGAUCAGUUUUGCUUUGGCUUUGUCGAAUUUGAGUCUCAGCAAUCCAUGCUAGCAGCAAUCGAGGCUUCUAGGGUUUAUUUCGGCACAAGAGAAUCAUAUGUUGAGGAGAAAAGAACUAAAACACGAGUUGUUGAUGGUGUUAUCACCCGUGGGGAUGACAAUGGCAACGGCGGUGGCGGUCGGUUCCAUUCUGGCAGAGGUGGUGGUUACUAUGGGGACGGCUACAAGCGGCAGUGGGGCGGUCAGAACAACGGCUACUACAACGGCGCGGAUAACAUGAGGAACGACUACUCAGGUCGUGUCCGUGGACCGCAAGGGAACGGCCACCCUCAGAACGGCCACGGCUACCAUCAGAACGGCCACGGCUACUACUCUGGGAAUGGCUACCAACAGCGACGCCCCAACAGCAAUGGGAACGGACUGAGGGUCGAGCGCAACAAUGGCUUCAGGCAGCAAGGCCCUGCAUCUGCCUAGACCUUGUCAUUUUUGCAGUCCAUCCUUGAUACGAAAGCAGUGGGGAUAUUUUGAUGUCUAUAGGUAGAUACUUUGUCAUGGCUGAAUUUUGUUGUCGCGGUUGAUAAGAGCAAUCGUGCGUCCUUUGACUGGAACUGUAAUGAGGAGUGGAGUCAGUCGUGUCGCAAAGGGGAAAAAAACAUCUAUCGAAAUCCCUGCUACUCUUUUGUCGUGCUGUCCUCUUCAAGCUGUCUGCGUGUACAUCGGUUUUUCUGCUUAGCAAUUGGACUGGGCGGAGACAAGCUUCUCUCCAA
This is a messenger RNA of Zea mays, 2365 nucleotides long. RefSeq lists its product as uncharacterized. Gene Ontology annotation, cellular component: ribonucleoprotein complex; cytosol. Gene Ontology annotation, molecular function: mRNA binding. The coding region runs from base 294 to 2072 and encodes 592 amino acids. Lineage: Eukaryota; Viridiplantae; Streptophyta; Magnoliopsida; Poales; Poaceae. The record is from RefSeq and is a predicted model, not a curated record. The transcript is spliced from 10 exons.